UUAUCUGGCCGGGUGGAGGACACAUAGAUACAGGGAGUGGCGUUGCGGCGGCGGUGCUGCGUGCUCGUGACUACAGCAUAAACUGGUGAAUAAAGGCCACGGCAUGCCGUAGUGUGCAUGCAACGUGACGUCAUGCUGACCGUUGCAAGGGAGGCGUGAGGAACAUUCCGCGAACUUAGAGUUCAGAGUGCAGUGUAGUGUAGUGUGAACAACUCGAGGGCAUCACUAGCAUGAAGCGAGGGAGAGAGCGCAGCACCUCUCUCUCCUCCUCGUCCUCCAACUCCACCUUCUACGUGAACCUGGUGGAGGAGGUGCCGCAGGACGUCUUCCCCGUCAGGAUCGAGUUCCUCGAGCACUUCGUCCUGGACGAAGAAGACGAGGACGCCUUCCUGGAGGACGAGACCGACUGCGGCGACACCUUGAGUGAACUGAGCUGCUCGAACUCGCAGCGCCUCGAUGGUUACGGAUCAGAUACAUCAUACGAGAAGGCGUGUGGGUCGGACAGGCGUGGGUCUGCCCCCGCCACGCCUAUCCUGGGGGCGCGGCCCACGGAUUCAACUCCAAACAGAUUGGUGAACUUCUUCAGUAAGAGGUCAUUCAAGAGUAACCCCCUGAAGAGGACCAAGUCUGUGACCAAGUUGGAGAGGACCAAGAGAGGAGGCCGAGGAGGGAUCAGCGGGAUGCUGGACUCGGACCCCCUGAGCCUGGGGCCCUCCAACACGCGGCUCCGGUCCUCCCGCUCUCACGAGUCCCUGUUAUCUAGUCACAAUAUGAUGCACACGCUAGACCUGGCAGCUGGUGAGGUGACUAUCAGACCCCUCCACGCCAGCAUUCUUGGUCAGGAGCACUGUUUCCAGGUCACGUCCCCCACUGGCACCAGGUAUUUCAGCUGCAGAACGGCUGACGAGAGAGACAGAUGGGUGGACUCCCUCCGCAAGGCUGUCAAUCCGAAUUAUGACAAUGUGCGGAGAACAGAAAACUCCCUAAAAAUAUUUAUUCUAGAAGCGAAGGGAAUCGGCAGCAAGAAAAGGUACUUCUGUGAACUGCUUCUCGACAACGCACUCUAUGCACGUACAUCAAGCAAGCAAAAGAGUGAUAUGUGCUUUUGGGGAGAACAGUUUGAGUUCCACAGUCUACCCACUGUGGAGAACAUCAGCGUUGCACUCUAUCGCGAAGGAGAGAAAAAGAGGAAGAAGGAAAAGAAUGUGCUGGUGGGAACCGUGAAUAUCCCAGUGGCCAAUGUGAACAGCCGCUCACUCAUUGAAAAGUGGUACCAAGUACAAAACGACGCCAGGGCUCCCAGCAAGGACCAGGCAGCACUAAGGAUUAAGUGCAAGUUCCAGUCAAUUGAUAUUCUACCCAUGGAGAUGUACUCUGAUUUUAUUCAGUAUGUGAAGGCCAACUAUGGAGUAAUCUGCGAGUUGCUGGAACCCGCCAUCAGUGUCAAGUCCAAGGAGGACAUAGCAACAGCCCUGGUCCACAUCAUGCAGAGGGAGGGCAUGGCACGCAACUUUCUGGCUGAUCUUGUUAUGAUGGAGAUUGAGAGAAUAGAUGACUCUCACCUGCUUUUCCGUGGCAACUCUCUGGCGACAAAAGCUAUGGAAGCAUUCAUGAAGUUAGUGGGAGACAAGUACUUGCAGGACACUCUUCGGCAGGUCAUCAACAAGGUUGUCGAAGAUGGACUCGACUGUGAGGUGGACCCUAUGAAGGUGCCUCAGAUAUCAUCCAUUCAGAAACAACAGGAAAACCUCAUGUAUGUUGUUCGCAUGACUUGGUCCCGCAUUCUCAACUCCCACCCUUACUUCCCCCUGGAACUGAGGGAAUGCUUCUGCCUGUACCGUGAAAAGCUGGCAUCCAUUGGGAAGCAGGGCCUCAGUGACAACCUGAUCUCUGCUUCCAUUUUCCUCCGCUUCCUGUGCCCAGCCAUUCUCUCCCCGUCUUUGUUCAACAUCACACAGGAGUACCCAGACGAGAGGGCUUCAAGGAACCUCACGCUCAUUGCCAAGACAUUGCAGACCCUGGCAAACUUUACCAAAUUCCAGGGCAAAGAGAAUUUCAUGGAGUUCAUGAAUGAGUUUAUUGAGUUAGAGCAGGCACAGAUGAAGUCUUUCCUCAAGCAAAUUUCUAGUCCUGCCACCCACGACCACCGAGUGUUAGAAUACGAUAGAGAUAUUGACAUUGGGAAGGAGCUAUCAUCAUUGCAUACAUUCUUCAAUGAAGCACUGAGGAAGUUGGCAAGUAACACCUCAAAGAACAAUAACAGCGUUUCACAACAAAUGCACUUGGAUAAGCUAAAGGAGCUUCUAGAUGAAAUUUCAGUGGCUCAGACUCGGCCGAACAUCAACCUUGUGGGGCGUUUGUCGUCUCAGAAUAGUGUGGAGUCACCCGUAUCACCAACUACCAACAUUGCUGACGCGGGCCGAAUGGAGGAUAAGCUUGGAUACCAGAGCUUACAGAGAAACAUUUUCCGGUACAAUGACCCGACAGUUAGUGAAGAUUAUCGUCCAGUUGCUCCCCCUCCCAUAAGUCACAUCCAGCCCCCGCCUGAGACCCCAUCCACACCCCGGCCCUCCACGUUGCCAAGAAAUACGUACUUGAUGGGUUCGGCACGCAAGCCAGCAGUUGAUUUGAAUACAGCUGAUGACUACGUUCUUUUCUCUGCUUUGGAACCAGAUGCAAAACCGAGAGAACCGAAUGCCAUUGGCCACAGCUACAGUUACAACCAUCUUGCACCAGUCCCAGCACAGAACACCUCCCCAGUUCACACUAACCACAACCAUCACCACCACCACCACUUCCACAACCACGCUGCUUGGUUCAACAACAGACAGGUGUUCAAUGGACACCCGCAAGUGAACGGGCAUGGUCAGGUUCAUCAGAAUGGCCAGAUUGGUCCAAAUGGAAACCCAGAGGAAUCUCUGGAUAUGAGUCACGAGGAGAAUGACAGAAAUUCUGCGGGUGAGACGGAGACCAACAUGAAAGGUUCUCAGACCUCCAUCUCGCAACUGUCUAAUGUUGCAUCAUCAGGGUAUCAGAGUUUUGCGUAUAGUCAGUCAUCCAGCCCAGUGGACCCCUCAAUAACGCACCAUGAUGCUGCCAAUAAUAAUAACGCAGCAGCAAAUAACAGUAGCAGCAGUAAUACUAGUGGUGGGAUCCAUGCAUCUCCCCAUUUAACACCUCCACAGAUGUCAGCACCACUUGCCUUCAACAACCCCAUGUACCACCUGAAUGCUGCCACCAGUUCCCCAAGACCCGUUCCCCACCGAGGGCCACGGAUGACCCACCUCCAUCACCAUCACCACCUUCACCAAACUUCACAGCAGCAGCAAAGUCCAGUUAGCUCCUCUCUCAGUUCAGCCCAUAGCGUUGAGGACCUGCAGACUGUGCCCACACUUGCUGCGGGGCUGGCACCUGGCCGAGGCCCCCAGCGGACGCACUCUUCCUCCAGUGAAGACAGCACGUCCCUAGCGUGUACACCGCCUUUGGAGCACAGAGCAUUUAAGUCUGGUGCCCCUCGCACGAAUCCCCGCUGCUUGCCGCCAGGGUGGGGUCAGCCCCCUGUUGGUCCAGGGACAACCCCCGACCAUCACCACUCUACCUCAGACUUACUGGGAGGAGCACACUGUCGGAGAACCAAGAUGACCCGCCGGCAGUCAGCAGAGGUUGGCAGCGGACGGCGAGCGAUCGAGCAGCAGCCUCCCACGCGAGUACGCCCGACGCGUGUCAAUCACAGAGUGUCAGAAACGAAAACCCUUGAAGAGUAUGAGCAAGAAAUUCUUGCAUUGCGAACGGCCAUGGAAGAAAUGCAUCUCAAAUUAGUUGCUGCCGAUGAACACAUACACACCCGUCCUGAGGCUUCUGCCCCAGAUGUCGUUCCGUCAGGUGUUCCUCACGACCCAGUCCCUCACCACCACUCCAACAGUCACCUUAAUAGCAGUCCUCAGAGCCAGUCCUCGGCUCAUCAUCAACAUGGCCGUCACAACCACCAAAAUCCUCUUUAUUCGCACUCGCAACAAAGAGCAGAUCCAGAGAUAGAGGGUGCUCACAUGAGGGACUUGUUGCAAAAGCUUCAGGAACAGUUUCGGAUAGAACAGUUGAAACUAUCAGAACAACUGGAAGAGAAAGACGCUGUAAUCCAAGCCCAGGAAGAUCGGAUCAAUGCCCUGGAUCGAACCAACACCCAAUUGCUCAUGGCUCUUGAGCACAUCAGGGAGUUGAAACUGGGCCAAGAAAAUCUCCUGAAGCAUACGCCUCAGGAAGGUAGUCAGCUGUCUGACACAAGUGACUACAAGAGCAGCUCUUGUUGAACAUCAAGCUAGGAUGGAACAAAAAUAUAUAUAUGUAUUCAGUGACACU
Molecule: messenger RNA, 4356 nt
Organism: Penaeus vannamei (Pacific white shrimp)
Lineage: Eukaryota; Metazoa; Arthropoda; Malacostraca; Decapoda; Penaeidae
Source: RefSeq, a predicted model, not a curated record